CUGCAAUUAGUUUAGACAGCACCGCUUCCCACACGACUUGGAUACGCACGGUCUUGCAUAGAAUAUUCCUACAUUUUGAUAGUUCACAAGUCAAUUUCUGGCACUAAGAGGGCAGUGUAACAGAAGCUUGCAAUGUCGGAGCACAGCCUGCUAGUAGCAGACAGAACAAAGAGAUAUGACAUUCCGCUUGGUCAUCUGGACUACGGGUAUAUUGAUACAUGUACAGAUACCAAGGAGCUAGAGAGGAUCCUGGUAAUCCUCAGAUCUGGCGAAGAAGGUAUCUACCCUGAUCUGGAAAAAACAUGUGAAGAAAAACUGACAAAGUUGAAUCCAAAGAGUCGUGUAUUGAGAAAGUCAGAUCCUUUACUGAAAUCAUCAGAUUUAGGAAAGAAUGAAUGGGAAGAAAUUGACCAAGGACUGCAGGACUGGACUUCAACCAUGAAGAAUAUGGAUGAUUCAUUCAGCUCCAAAAAAGUUGUCCAGUCAAAAGCAAAGGGAGAGGAGUUUGAUGACGAUGACCUUCCACCAAUCAGAUCUAGUGUAACAUCUGUUAAUGGCACAGCUAUCAACGGAACAGCCAAUGAGCCAGAAGAGAUAAAGAAAAGCAGUCAGAAGAGAGUAAAACCAAGAGACUGGAAGGAAUGGGAUAAGUUUGAUGUAGACAAAGAACUAGAGAAGGUUGAGGAGGAUGGCGAUAAGAAGAAAGAGAAGACCGUCGUUUCAAAAGCCCCAGAUAUUGACCGUCACAUCAGCUCUACAGGCAUGUCUGAUGAAGAGAAGUUGAUGAAGGCCACCAGAGAAAAAGACAAGGGCAAUGAAGCAUUCCGAGCUGGGGACCACGAGGAGGCCAUCUUGUACUAUUCCCGCAGUAUUUCACUGAUGCAGACAGCAGCAUGUAUCAACAACAGGGCUUUAGCCUAUUUGAAAAUACAGAAAUGGGACAAAGCUUUGUUUGACUGUCGAGUGGUCCUGGAUAUGGAGCCUGAAAACAUCAAAGCGUUUCUCCGCAGAGGAUCUGCCUACAAGGGCAAGAAGGAUUAUACAAAGGCCAGAGCCGACUUCCAGCGAGCGUUGGAGCUUGAGCCUGCUAACAAGCGUGCAGAGGAAUUACUGGAUGAACUGAAAACUUUGGUAAAGGAGGAGGAAGAAGAGAAGAAACAAAGGAAAGAAAAAGGACGAAGAAUGGUGAUAGAGGAUGUCGAAGGAGAGGAAGAAGACGGGAAAGCUGAAGACCAUGUGAACAAGUCACAAGGUCAGCCUCAAAUAAAUGGAAGUUCAUCAGCUGAAGCAUUGUGUGGUGAUGCAGAGAAAAGUGAAAAAAGGGUUGGAGGUGAUGAUCAUGUGUCAAAUGGUGAAGGCAGUGAAGUGACUAAUUCAGGGAAGAACAGAGACAGCUUGGCUGGUGAGACUGCAGAGUGUGACAGGUUAGCGUCACCUAAUGCAUCAGAUGUGACAGAGCAGGAGAGAAGUGACAAAGUGACAAGCAGCUCCGAUCAAAAAACUAGUGAAAUAGGUGACAAAGUGAUCAAUCCUGAUGUUAAGUUAGACCAGAAUUAUGAUGAAAGGACUAGUCCAGGAGACACAGGUCAUGUGCAUUCAGCAGGGGUUUCCCAAGUUAACUCAAAGGACAUUAAAACAGUGGACAGCGAGACAGAGAACGUGACAAAGGCUACUGAAGGCGAGGAUAACAACGUGACAACUAAAGUACCAGAGAGGCCAGUUUUAGUACAGACAGUGCUGCCAUCUAACGUGGCACCGCUACGGGAAUCUGGAAAUACUCUGUUUCGCUGUGGGCAGUAUGGUGAUGCUCUUUCUAAAUAUAGCUCUGCCAUAGAGAAACUAGAGAUAGUGAAAUCAGACCAGGCAGUGAACCUGUCCCUGCUAUACAGCAACCGUGCAGCUUGUGAGCUGAAGGUAGGAAACUGUUCAGCCAGUAUCAAGGACUGCAGGAAGGCCCUAGAUCUGGUCCCUCACUCCAUCAAACCACUUCUACGUCGUGGUAGUGCCUACGAGACACUAGAAAGAUACCGGGAGGCGUACGUGGACUACAAACAUGUUCUCACUGUCGAUCCGUCUGUGGAAUCGGCUUUUACUGGAUCAACAAGAUGUCAGAAUGCUUUGAGGGAACAAGACGGCAUACAAUGGAGAGAAAAGCUGCCACCAUUGGAGUCUGUUUCUGCUUGGGAGGUUCCUUUGGUAGUUGAUACCAUAGGGAAUCCUGUCAAUAGAUCUGUGACUACACCCACUGCUCAAAGUGUUCCCAUAGCAACAGCCAAUGAAAAAGCAGCUACAGAACCUGAGGGUUCAGUGUCAACUUCAGUUUCAUCUUCCUCGACGUCAUCUUCAUCAGCAACAUCUUCAGAGACAGAACUUACAACAGAACAGAAAUUUGAAAAUGCAAAGUCAGAAGGCAAUAAAUGUGUUCAGAAGGGAGAUUUUGUGAAGGCGGUAGACUGGUAUACAGAGUGUAUAAGUUUGAUGCCAGACAGAACGGUUGGUUAUACCAACAGAGCGCUGUGUUACCUGCGACGUAAUCAGGUGUCCAGUGCCGAGGAUGACUGCAGUAAGGCUUUAGAGAUGGAGGCCGACAACAUCAAAGCACUGUUUCGACGUAGUCAGGCACGCAAGAUGCUGAAGAAAUACAAAGACAGUCUGGAGGAUCUGACAAACCUGCUCAAAGUAGACCCCAAAAACACCGCAGCUAAGAAGGAGAUGACCCUGGUCAAAAAUUACUAUAGGGAGGAGCUUCAAAAGAUGAAGGACAAUUUGAGUUCAUCACCAAGUGCCGGAUCAUCCAAAGCAGCUGGCGGUGGUAAGCAGAGGAAACGAAUGGUGAUACAAGAAACAGAAUCAGACGAGGAGGAGGACAGUUCAAAGGUCAAAAUCUCAGAUGUGAAGAGUUCUGAGGUCAAGUUUAGUCCAAAAGAGAAAGUUGCAAGCAAGACCCAAGCAGCUUCACCUAAGAAACCAGAAACAAAAACAGAAAAGAAAGGAAAGAAGAUAGUUAUAGAGGAGAUAGAGACGUCUGAUAAAGAUUCAGGCAAACAUAAAGCUCCAGGAAUAUCAAAGACGUCACAGAAAUCUGAAAAGAGGCCAAACCAAAGUAAAAACAUAAAGCCAACAAGUACAGGACUACCGGUGGUGCCACCUAGUGUACCGAAACUUGACAAGGCGACUCCAUAUGAAUUCAUUCAGGCAUGGAACUCCCUGAAGAAAGUGGACGACCUCCAGCCCUACGCUGACUUACUGAAGCAGAUCUCCCCAGCAGAAAUACCUAAAGUGAUCAGCAACAAGCUAGAUGGUCCGAUGCUCACCACCAUUGUACAGUGUUUGGAGUCAAAGUUCACAGAAUCAGGUGAGCUAGAAACAGCUUACAGCAUAUUGACAAACUUGUCUAAAGUUCAAAGGUUCAAGACGAUAUCAAUGUUCAUGUCAAAGCCAGAAAAAUCAGGGGUUCAAAAUAUUUUGACAAGACUACAGAAUCAGAAAUCUGAAGUGUACGAUCAGUCUGAUCUGAACAAAUUGAAGAAAUGCUACGAAAUUAGAUGAUGAACUAAGCGCCAUAAUGAUGGAAUCGGGGAAGACAGAUCUGUAAUUGGACUUACUAAAAGUUGACAACAUUUUGACGUAGGAAUUAUUGACCAGUGGAUGGUAUGCAGUUUAAUAUGGAGAGUUUUUACCAUCAGCACAGAUAGACCUGGAAGCUAUGUUGUACAGUCAGCUGGAAGGGCUUUACCAAGGUCAUACUUGGAAAUUGAAGAAAAAUAGGUUUUUCAUUUGAUGAUCAUUCAAAUCAUAAGAAGUUUGCUGAGUAUUUAUUUCACGUUUGUUAGUGAUAUAAAGUACAUUAUGCACAAUUUGAGUACAUUCAAACCUAUGUUUGUUCACCGGCCUGGUCAGAGGACUAGUAAGAUGUCUAAGGUGCAUGAUUGUAAAGAAGUUCAAUAUGGCAAAAAAUAUCUCAUUAUAAUAUUUAUCGGCUAAAAUUCGCAGCAGUCUACAUAAAACUACAAGUUAAUACAACUCUCUUGAUUCCAAACAAUAUAUACACAGGUACAAUCAUACUUACACACAGAUGACAAUGACAAAGGUAUUGGGACAAGUAAGCACUGUGCCACAUUGAACUGAAGUCACAUGACCAUAUCACAUGACUACUUGAUCACAUAAGUGCUAAAUAUCACAUGACUACUUGAUCACAUGAGUGCUAAAUAUCACAUGCUUUUAUGUAAAGUAGAUGGUGGCUAUUGAAGUAUUUGAAAUGGACUAUUGAAACCCCUCCUUUGCAAAUGAAUACAUUUUGUGUAUCAGAAGAGGCAUAUAUAUGUAAUAAGGAUAAGCAUUUCCAAGUUAUGGUACAUCAACCUAGUGUUGUCCAGAGAUUCUCUACUCGGGGAACCAUCUGUUUUAUCAACCUUGCUAUAUGAAUCCUUGUGAAAUGACACUAUUCUGGCCUUUCCAUUCUCCUUGAUCAACACACAAAAACGUUGUUGGAGAUGUAAUAUGCAUUGUCUACUGAUGAAUUAUUGAAAACAAUUAAAUAUUGAAUAUUUAUAAUUUAAUAUAUUGAAUUUGAUUAAUUUCUGUUCUUAUAUCAGUGUAUAUCUACAUCAAUGCAGUGAAUUAUCGAUUUAGAAUGAUGAUAUCCAAUAUCAUAAACUGGCCAAAUAUUUUGGUCGUCCCACCAUUAUCAUAUUUAGACAGGUCACCAGUAUACGGUCGUGACCUUCAGAUCAGGGAAGGAUAACUCUGCUCAUGAUUAACAGUAUUGAUAAAGUUGUCAAUUAACAUUUGUAUGAGACAUUUGUGAAAUAUUACAGAUGUGUUAUUGACUUAGAGAGUAUUUACUUGAGUGAGUGACUGACUAUCAAUUGAGUGGCCGUUACCUGUUUACGGAAUGUGUAUGAUGUAUAGAACGUAUACACCAGUAUUGUCUUGUGUGAUGGCUUCUGUCGUAUUGUAAUAACUAAAGGUACUUGAAAGAAUUUCAAAUGUUAAUUGCAUAAUUUUAUGGAACAUUGCUUUAAGAAACGUUUUUGUUAAAAGCCGCAAAUGAUUGUAAUUGCUGCCAAGAAAGAUAAUGUUUGUUAUUUAUAGUGAAAUUGUAAUUGAUUGUUCACCAGUAUCAUGUCUGAUGUUAUAAUUAAACAGAUGUCAUAUCUAAUGUCGUUUACUCAUUUAGUCAUUACCCCCUGAAAUUUCAUAAUGGACUAUUCCAACCUUUGAUUUGGAAGAGUUGAAAUGUUACUUCAGGGGUUGAGUUAAAGGGUAUUAUAUCUGAUGUCCUAUUAAAGGAGGUCAUGUUUGAUGGAUCAUAUAUACAGGUCUAUCUGUUAUAUUGAAAAGAGUCAUUGUAUGUGUUAUACUGAACACACAAAUGAUACAAAUUAAAGUGAUUCUUUGUUUGAUCAU
Molecule: messenger RNA, 5409 nt
Organism: Mizuhopecten yessoensis (Yesso scallop)
Lineage: Eukaryota; Metazoa; Mollusca; Bivalvia; Pectinida; Pectinidae
Product: sperm-associated antigen 1-like
Exons: 22
Coding region: 133-3549 (1138 amino acids)
Cellular component (GO): cytosol; mitochondrion
Molecular function (GO): heat shock protein binding
Source: RefSeq, a predicted model, not a curated record